GAAAUACGUCAAACACACGCGCCGUCUAACAUCAACAAAUCGUUGCUGCUAGAGCGUAUUAACUCGUCUGUGUGAUAUUUUUGGAAACUUUGCCUUUUUUCUAAAUCAGCAUGUCCGGAAAGACGAAAGAACUUUUACAAAUGGACCUGUACGGGUUACUCGGCGUAGAGAGAACAGCGACAAAUAAAGAGCUUAAAAAAGCAUACAGACAGAAGGCCCUGACGUGCCAUCCGGACAAGAACCCCGACAACCCAAAAGCAGCUGAACUCUUCCACCAGUUGUCCCAGGCCCUUGAGGUUUUGACUGAUGCUCCUGCCAGAGCUGCAUAUGAUAAAAUCUGUGCUGCAAAAAAACAAGCAGAAGAAAGAAACCGCAAACUUGAUGAUAAAAGGAAAAAGAUUAAGCUUGACUUGGAGGCAAGAGAGCAGCAAGCUGAAGCCCACAAACAAGAUGAAGUGCAGAUGACCAGGACACUCGAAGAGGAGAUUGCCCGUUUGAGAGAGGAGGGAUCCAGACAGCUGGAGGAGGAGCAGAGGCUCAUUAGAGAACAAAUUCAGAAGGAAAGAGAUGCCCAGAAUCCACAGUGUGGGGUAAACAGAUGUUCCUCUGUCACCCCAAAAUUGAAGCUCAAGUGGAAGUGUAAAAAUAAUGAUGAGACUAAAGGGGGCUACUCUCAUGACAUCCUUAUGAGGCUUCUCCAAAAGUAUGGUGAUGUCUUGAAUCUCAUUGUCUCAAGUAAGAAGAAUGGUAGUGCUGUAGUUGAAUUUGCAACAGUGAGAGCAGCGGAGCUGGCAGUGAUGAAUGAGAGUGGUCUGAGUGGAAAUCCACUGAAGAUUUCAUGGCUUGAAGGAGAACCAGUGACUGCUCCUCAGACAGAUCAGUUUAAAUCAGCACAGAGCUCCCUGACAAAAGAGCGUGACUACGAAAGCAUUGUGAUGAUGAAAAUGAGACAAGCAGCAGAACGACAGAAACUCAUAGAGCAAAUGCAAAGAGAGGACGAAGAGGAAGCGAUGACUUCAUAGUUUUUAAAUCAUGUCUUUCACUUUCUCAGGUGAAUGUUAUGCAUUUUAUUGUAUGUACAUAAAUAAAAAUACAUGUUUUGCAUUUGUUGUAACUAUUUUAGCAUUUUUAUUGAUAAGUAGUGAGGAAGAUGAAAAUGCAGCAUAAUGAGAAGCAAUAGCAAAAGGCAUGUUGAGGCUAAUUUCUCAGAGAUAGGAAUCAGUCCAUAAAGUUCAUCUGUUCUCAGGUAAAAGUAAUCAUCAACAACAUUAUGUAAAAUGUGUUCUAAUAGUAAAUAAAUAGCUUUCUCCAGGACCAAUAAACAUGAGAGGAAACUAGACCUCUGCUAUUUGGCAAACACCCACUGUAUUGAUAGAUACAAGGAGAGUAGAAUAAAGGCCAGGCAAACAUGCUGUACUAUUAGCCAAGACCGUCUGAGAAUCAGUUUUAAGCCAUAGCAUUUUGUGAUUAUGAUAUUGCUAGAGGAGGUCACUGAGAUGUCAGCCCCAAUUCAUCAACACUAAUGAUAGUAUUUAACUGGUAACCGCUGGUAAAAUCUCUUCUUAGCUCUUCAGUAACCCUGUGAUGAGAUGGUUUGGUAGCAAUCCAAACCACAGACAAUGCAAUGCCAAUACAUGGCAAUCAUUUCAACUCCGCAGUAAUCAGAUUGCGUUGAGAAGACUGUGCGCAUGGGAAUUCUUCUGGCCUUAUGUUAUGAAAAGUGAUCACACACUUGAGGCCCUGUGUUAUAAAACUAGUGGUUUGAAUGAUUGUUCUCUAGGUUACACACACUAGACUUAAGAGACAUUUUGACAACCCAAACCCAAUAAUAUUCAUUCCGUCUUGAAGUUUCUAUUGUGUUAGAAAUUGUCCCUUGAAUUUUUCUUGUCUUGUUGUCCUAUAUUGUAGUUGUUUCACAUUUGGUUGUAGGCAAUAUGCAUCAUCAAAAAAUCUUAAUCUUUCAGGAUCAAGAUUUUUUGUCUUACUGUGCAAUUUAUAACUGACACUGCCAUAAUUUUGACCCCUGACCUAAACUGAAAUGGUUUUGUGUCAACUUGUUACUUCCAGAACCAUCUUAAGAGCUUUGUGUCAUCUUUGAACCUUGAGGUCUUCAGCGUUCAAAGUAUUUGCUUUGAAUGAACACAGUAUCAUUGCACCAUCCAACCUAACCAUUCACCUCCCUACCAGUGCUGUGCUACAAGGCUGUGGGUGUUACACAAUGUCCAGCUGUGUGGACUGAAGUGGAGUGGAGGGAGACAUCUGCUCCUCUCCUACAAAAUCCCCACAUCACAUGGUUUUGUUUACUCAUACUUCUUAUUCAUAUCCCGGCAAUGUAAAAAAAAAAUGUCCACAAACACACACACUCCAUCCAAACGACAAGAAAGGAAAUGGAAUUAUAGGAAACAUUCGCCCCGAACCCCUGCCUGAGCCUACAAAUGAGAAUGGGAGGAUGAGUAUGUCAGUCACUCAGCCAUGUAAACAAUUACACCACAUGCUAAGAAACUUCCUUGUGUCUUUGCUCUGACCUCUUCAAAGUGCCCUUAUCAAGUCUGAAUUCAGUGUGGAGUUCAGAACUAGUGCAAUCAUGUCUCUGAUUCUGAGCUGACAGGUGGAUGUAUCUGUGAGGCAGCAGGUCUGUUUAGGCUCUGGAUGUGAGGUGCCUUGUGGAGCCAUUCCAUUUGUGGGUAGAGAUCCAGGCUGGCCCCAGACAUGAACUGGCAGACCUAGGGCUGAAAUUAAACCACCCAGAGUUUCUGGCUCUGGACUUUAGUGCUUCACUACUACCGACUCAUCUUGUGCAAAGAGAUGUUGCAUGUUUAUGAAAUGACUUAUUGGAUUAUCAGAAGUCUAUAUAAUGUUUCUGAUAAAUAAAAUUUGUGCAAAUUGUUUUCAUUUAAUACACACACAAACAAUGUGUGCCAUUACAUCAUGUAAUUGGAAGCAUAUGAUACACUUGAAACCAGGCUGACACAAUAAUGCAAGAAAACCUCAAUAUUAAACUAGUGUGAUCAUUUACAUGACAAAAUAAGAGCCUGAAUCUGAGAUUUUUAUUGAACUGAUUAGUCAGUAAAUUUAAACAAAUGGCAAAAACGAUCUCUUAGUGACACAUUCUUUGUUCCAACAAAUAUUGUACAUAAAUAUAUAUAAAAUGUUUUUGAGACUCU
Molecule: messenger RNA, 3164 nt
Organism: Periophthalmus magnuspinnatus
Lineage: Eukaryota; Metazoa; Chordata; Actinopteri; Gobiiformes; Gobiidae
Gene: dnajc17
Product: DnaJ (Hsp40) homolog, subfamily C, member 17
Exons: 11
Coding region: 111-1022 (303 amino acids)
Biological process (GO): spliceosomal complex disassembly
Cellular component (GO): spliceosomal complex
Molecular function (GO): RNA binding
Source: RefSeq, a predicted model, not a curated record